AUGUUCGGCCAGGUGCUCUACACUGAAGCGCAUGGCGCGCAAAGCGGAGAAUGGGCGAUGAAUCCCUUCGAAGAGGCUCAGCUCGAGAGUCGUCUUGUCGAGGUAGAGCCACUCAUCGCGGAGGUUAGAAUUGGUCGCGAGCUUGAUGACACCCUUGAGGACGCGGUUUCGUGGGAGGAGGUAGAAGUCGCUGGGAAGAUGAGGCACCAGAUACCCCAAUGUAUCGAGUUCUGUCUAGUCCUCGAUGGUGUUGAGUUCUCGUACGAAGCGCGAGUAGUGCUCGAGGCGCGAUGUGUCAAUCUGAAUAGUGGCAGGACUCGUGUAUCGCAAGGCAUCGUGUAUACCCUAUGGUCAAACCGAUUGUCAACUGUGGGAUAUAGAAAGACUUGCACGUCCUUUACCGCUACCAAACCCGUAUACAUCGCGGACGAUUUGAUCGAAUAUCUCAGCGAUGAGCAGGCAACGAUGACCUAUAAAGGCGGAUGGCCCAUGCGUGCAGGGAACUUGAGGCGAAAGACGAACGCGGAUCAUCUUGACGCGGCGGCACGCCACAUAAACCGAGCCUACGCUGGCGACGACGGCUGCCACUCGCUGCUUGCUAUCCAGCCAGAUUCAAUGUCUGUCCUCUGGGAGACAAUGUCGGGUCUUGCGCCGCUCAUCUACACACUGCCUCCCAACAAUGUUUGCCUUUUUGAGGACGAGGUGCCCAAGGACGACAAGAACACCCGCAUAAUGGUCAAUCAUAACGUUCGUCUGGCCCUCAAUACCCAACGUCUGGAUCACUACGCGAGAUUCAUCAAGCAUGUCACUAUCCACAGUGAGGACGCAUACUACGCCACCUUGCACGAUCUAUCCAUCCACAAGGUCUCGGAAUACCACCUGCUACCGGAAGUGCGCACUCUCGACCUUCAUUUUGAUGCUGUGGGUGGACCAGAAGGCGUGGACAUGCUCCUCGGGCCUCGAGUGGAUACUAUCUCUGUGCGAAUCUCAAGGACUGACGUCGUGCUCCGAUGGAACGCGGUAUUCUUUAUCAAGAUGUUCGCCAUCUGCCGCAACUUACGCACCCUCGAUGUUGACUUCGACGACUGCGACAAAGACGUAAUCUGCGUGAUCCUAGACACGAUUCGAGCCGCUCGUCCCGCCCUCACCACUCUUCAUCUCAGACUCAAGUAUUGGCUGUAUACCUCUCUUAUGAUGGACCUGCUACGCUAUCAGAUGAAGAGGCUGCUGCGAGUUAUCAGUCGCACAGUUCGCGAUUUCUCGUCGACUAUCCUCAUUCACCACGUUGCCGUCCAGUCGUUUGGUCUCUUCAGAAACCUUCAGAACCUGGUGAUUCAUUUGAACGAAAAUGCUCUACGGAAAAGAGAAAGCUUGUGGGCAUGUCAGAUACCGACGCUGCGUUCUCCUGAGAUCAUAACAGACCAAUCUUCACCAGACACGACGGUGUUCAUGCGGAGCAUACGGGCGGAGCACCUCCAUACGCUGGUUAUCUUCCUCACGCGCUCGCAAGCCGCGGAAUGUGAGGAGCACCUGAGAGAUCUCAAUCAGGCGUUAUCAAACGUGAUGAGCCCCUUGUUGGUGCUACACAAGCUCUCUGCGCUGUAUCUUCCGCGGCAUAUAUCUGUGCACUGCAUUUGGCUUUACCUGGGACAAAACAUUUUCAAAGAGAAUCAAACAAGGAAAAGCUGGAUUGAACACCCUGUCGGAACGACGGUGCGACGGAUGACGGGCGCGUUUGUCUACGGGCGUAGCGAUGCCCGUAGGGGACAAUCGCGUGCGGUAGUACGGUACAUAUAUCGCGAGCAAUUGCCACUACGAGGAGGGCCUCCGGCCCCGGCUACUCGCGCGGCCGAGCUUUCGAGCUCGUUCCUGAACACGCGUUUCAACACACCCAGGAUAUCGUUUAAAGCAGCCUGUAUGGGACUCUUCGUGCCCACGCAUCUCACUCGUCGAACCGCGCGCCGACCUUUCCCCAAUAUGUCUUAUACACCCGACAUCCCCGGGACCCCAAUCCCGGACUGGCGUAACAGCAGCAUGUACCACUGUACUCGUGUACCGAGUUGUUGUUAUUGA
This is a messenger RNA of Postia placenta MAD-698-R-SB12, 2073 nucleotides long. RefSeq lists its product as hypothetical. Bases 1 to 2073 code for a protein of 690 amino acids. The record is from RefSeq and is a predicted model, not a curated record. Lineage: Eukaryota; Fungi; Basidiomycota; Agaricomycetes; Polyporales; Adustoporiaceae. The transcript has 10 exons.